AUGGAAACCAUGCAACACCUCAUGACAGGCUGCUGCUUCUCCCAGCAGGUCUGGCUCGAGGUUCUUGCCUGGUUGCGCGCCACCUUCUACCGCCUGGCAGCCUUUUCAGCUGAUAAGGGUUUCUUUGGAAUGCUGAAGAGGAAACCAGUGGAGACAAGUGCCUGGGCACUGCGCUUGCGUUGGGCAUGGUUCAAUUGGGACAAUCAAGAUAGGCCUCGGAAGGGGAUGCAAAUUCCAUGUCAUGAAACUGACAGAAGUCCUUUUGCUGCCUGCUCCUCGAAUGCUCUUGGAAAUGGAGAAAAGGCUGCAUCAGAUAAAUGGCUCAAUGGUGAAUCACCUCAGUCCUUGGCACCAGAUUUAUUCAGAUUGACAUUCAGGAAAAAGCACACGGUGAAAACAGCUUUUCAGAAUGGAACCUGGAUGCGUCUGCUGCAGCAGAAGACUAAUGGGAAUGAGCUUGAACAGUUCAUUAGCUUAAGGGAGAAGAUUCAGGGGGUUCGGCUAAGAAGCUCGACUGAUUUGGUGACCUGGUAG
This is a messenger RNA of Lolium perenne, 534 nucleotides long. RefSeq lists its product as uncharacterized. NCBI's taxonomy places the organism in Eukaryota, Viridiplantae, Streptophyta, Magnoliopsida, Poales, Poaceae. The record is from RefSeq and is a predicted model, not a curated record.